ACUUCUUUUCCAUGAAGACAAAAAUAACUUUUAUUUUAAUGUUUACAUUGAUAACGUUCGACGUUAUCAAAAAGUUUCAACAUCGAAAAAAAAUUAUUUUGUACACGUACCAGUGUCAUAUUUAAUAAAUUAGAAUAAAAUUUUAUAAAAGAGAUGGAAGACAAUAUCCCAAUAGAUAUCCAUAUUCCAAAAUUGUUGGAAUGGCUGCUCGACCGGAGGCAUUGUAAGAAAGAUUGGCAAGCCCAGAUAACAUCAAUUAGAGAAAAAAUUAACGCAGCUAUACAGGACAUGCCUGAAAAUGAAAGCAUCAAGGAACUUCUGUCAGGAUCAUAUUUGAAUUAUUUUCACUGUUGUCAAAUUGUCGAAAUUUUGAAAGAAACCGAAGCAGAUACAAAAAACCUGUUUGGUAUGUAUGGAUCGCAAAGAAUGAAAGAUUGGCAGGAAAUCGUUCGUUUAUACCAGAAAGAUAACGUCUACUUGGCUGAAUCAGCUAAUAUUCUGUUGAGAAAUGUGAAAUAUGAAGUGCCCGGUAUUAAAAAACAAAUUGCGAAACUGAAACAACUUCAGCAGGAAUGUGAAAAAAAAAUUGCGGAUUAUAUCAAAAGUGCUUCCUCCGCUCAACGAGAAUUAGAGUCGAUGAAGAAACAAAUCGGAAUUUCUGGAAAUAAUGUUCAAAGAGAGUUACUAAGUAGAGUUUCUCAUUUAAAUGAAGUAUAUGCUAAUGUUACAUCGAAUAUCAAAGUCUUGGAAAAAGCUUUGCAACAUUAUAUUGCCUUUUCUCAAAUGGUCGCUGGAAUAACCUACGAACUGCCGCUUAUUUCCUACGUUAUCGAAAAAGGAAAUACCACCACUUACGAAUGGUUAUACGGUGAACCUCCGCAGAAAAUUGAACUGCCCGAUACCGAUAAACUUAUCGAUGAUUCCGAGAAUAAUGCAGUUUCAGAUGAAAUUGAUUGGGAUAUAUCUGAGGUAAAUGAUACAGACAUUGAUUACGGAAUAUCUCUUGAAGAAAGUGGCAUCGAAGUCGAAACUGCUGAAAAAGAAACAAAUGUGGCCAGAGGAGUAGAAGCGUACACCGUAUUAGACAAUCCUAAAACAAGAGAUGAAUUCAUUAGUCAACUAAUGGAAUUGCAAUCCUUUUUAAAAAUGCGUUUAUUGGAAACGCAGAAAGAUAGCGUUGGGUUAUCUCUGAUGAACGAGCAGGUACAAGAGUCUUCUGAAAAUCUUGUCAAAAUGUUGGAUUCUGUGCAAGUGGUCAAACAAUUAUUGACUGAUUCGGUUACUCAGCAGCUACAUUUCAUAAAACAUUCUAAACGGUAUGUCGAAAAAGUGGCUUCCUCAUUUGAUCAGAAAUUAAAUGCUGUUGAAAAAAUGAAAGCUUCUCAAGAAGCAAUGAAAAUACGAAAACAGGAAGUUGAAACCGAAGAGGCUGAACUUAAACCUAAACUGAAAAUACUGAUGAAUAAAACCAGAACUUUACAAGAACAGAUUGAAUCUGAAAUAUCAAAAAAAUACAAAAACCGGCCCGUGAAUUUGAUGGGAGGAUUUUAAUAUGGAUAACAAAUAUGCAACUCAGCGUUUUCUCGUCUAUUUUUGUAUUUUUGUUAAAUUCGUUUUAAAAUUAUUUAUUAAUUUAAUGCUAUUUUCUAUUUGCGGGUUUAAAACCUGCAUUCUGGUGUACAGUCGAUUCAAAUACAUUUUUAUAAUUUUCGAAA
This is a messenger RNA of Planococcus citri (citrus mealybug), 1715 nucleotides long. Its product is annotated as CDK5 regulatory subunit-associated protein 3. Gene Ontology annotation, biological process: regulation of mitotic cell cycle; regulation of cyclin-dependent protein serine/threonine kinase activity. Bases 154 to 1551 code for a protein of 465 amino acids. The transcript has 8 exons. Lineage: Eukaryota; Metazoa; Arthropoda; Insecta; Hemiptera; Pseudococcidae. Gene Ontology annotation, cellular component: endomembrane system. The record is from RefSeq and is a predicted model, not a curated record.